Messenger RNA from Aspergillus terreus NIH2624, 1506 nucleotides. Its product is annotated as hydantoinase/dihydropyrimidinase family protein. Gene Ontology annotation, molecular function: hydrolase activity, acting on carbon-nitrogen (but not peptide) bonds. The coding region runs from base 1 to 1506 and encodes 501 amino acids. The transcript has 3 exons. Gene Ontology annotation, cellular component: cytoplasm. NCBI's taxonomy places the organism in Eukaryota, Fungi, Ascomycota, Eurotiomycetes, Eurotiales, Aspergillaceae. The record is from RefSeq and is a predicted model, not a curated record.
AUGCAGAUUACCAGCGGCAUCGAGUUGAUUGUCACCAAUGCGACGAUUGUAACCGCCGCGGACGUCCUACCGGACCAAGACAUUGCAAUUUCCGCGGGGAAAAUAGUCUUGCUUGGCCAGAGCCUGACAGCUCUCUUUCCCACCGCUCCAACCCUCGAUGCUGAAGGGGCGUAUGUUUGCCCCGGAGGCGUUGACAGUCAUGUCCACCUACAGCAGGACAACAGUCCAACCGGUGAUACCUGGGAAUCGGGGACUCGGUCGGCCAUUGCUGGCGGGACGACCACGGUGAUUGCAUUCGCCAGCCAGAAACGUACGGAUGACAGUCUAUUCCCCGUGGUUGAAGAAUACCACCGUCGGGCUGCGGGUAAAGCAUAUGCGGACUAUGGAUUCCACCUCAUCCUCACCAAUCCGACCCCAACGGUGAUGAACGAGGAGCUCCCCGUCAUGAUGCGAGAGGGUAUCAGCUCCGUUAAACUGUACAUGACUUACCAACCCAUGCGUCUACGCGAUCGCGAGUUGCUGGACGUUUUUGAAGGCACUAGACGUCUGGGGAUGACCACCAUGAUCCAUGCCGAAAAUGCCGAUAUGAUCGAGUGGAUGAUGGAGAAGUUGGAGGCUCGAGGCCGUACAGAGCCUUACGCGCAUGCACUCGCGCGGCCCAACAUAGCGGAGGACGAGGCCACAUACCGUGCCAUCUCCCUCUCUCAACUGGCCGAUGUCCCCAUUCUUAUUGUGCACAUGUCUUCCAAGGUCGCUGCAUCGCAUGUCCGACGCGCGCAGACCCGUCUGCUACCCAUCAUGGCAGAAACGUGUCCCCAUUACCUACGAUUUACCAGUGAGAAGCUGAGGGGAGAAGGCUUCCAGGGUGCGAAGUGUGUUUGCUCGCCGGCCUUGCGCGAGGAUCCGAUGGAUCUGCAGGCCAUGUGGGAUGGGCUGGUGAAUAACACGUUCACUGUCGUGUCCAGUGAUCAUGCACCGUCCAAAUUCGAUCACCCAUUGGGCAAGAAAGCAGGAACCUCUACUUUUACGAAGAUACCCAAUGGUCUUCCAGGACUCGAAACCCGCAUGCCUAGUCUCUUUUGCGAUGGCGUCCUCACGGGGCGUCUUUCUAUUCAGAAGUUCGUGGAACUGACUAGUUCCAACCCUGCAAAGCUGUAUGGGCUCGGGUCUACCAAAGGCACUAUUGCUCCCGGUUUCGAUGCUGAUUUGGUCAUUUUCUAUCCUACACCUGAACAAGUUGCCGCUAAUGGAAAGGGAAGAGCCAUGACGCCGUUCCAUCUAGAAAAUUCCAUGCUGCAUCACGAUAUUGACUACACCCCAUUUGAAGGUAUUGAGUUCACCAACUGGCCUCGAUACACGAUUCUCCGCGGCAAGGUGGUUUGGAAUCGAGAUCAGGGUGGUGUCAUUGGCAGGAAAGGGGACGGGAUGUUCUUGAAACGGGGAAAGAGCUCGCUCAGCAGGCCUCGGGGGGUCUUUGUCAAUGAGUUCGAUCCAUAUCGGCAAUGA